GACGUCACCGACGACAGACACCCCCCCUCCACACACACACACACACGCACACACAGCCUCGCCUCCUACAUGUCGUACUCUCGGUCCCGCUCCCGGUCGCCCGUGUCGUCGCGGUCGCGGUCUCGGUCGCGGUCGCGGUCGCAGUCGCCUGGCGGACGGGCGUCUGCUGCUGCUGCGUCGUCGACGGGCGGCGGACGGGCCAAUGGUGGCGAGGAAGAGUAUGCCAAGCAUCCGUUCCUGAGGGUGACGAUGGGUGAGGCGACCAAGGUGGGGUCGGGCAUGUCGUCGUACACGGCAUACGAUGUGGUCUCCACGGCUGAGCUUCCGGGCUUUGCCGCCGGCGAGCACACGGUGGUCCGUAGGUACUCGGACUUUAGCUGGCUCGCCGAGGAGCUGGCUCGCGAGUGCCCCGGCGCCGUCGUCCCGCCGCUCCCGGUCAAGAAUGCCACGUCGCGGUUCGACGAGGCCUUUGUGGCACGACGCAAGAACGAGCUGGAGAAGUUCCUCUACCGCUGCGCCUGCCAUCCGCUGCUGCACUCGGCCAAGGCGCUGGUCCUCUUCCUUCAGUCCAAGGACAAGCUUCCGUGGCAGAACAAGUCUUGGGGCUCGGGCUUGCUCAAGAAGAUGUCCAAGGUGGCCGGCUCGGUCUCGUCGUACGUCAUCACCGCUGCCGAGGAGCCUGACCCUUGGUUUGCGGAGAAGAAGGACGAGGUCGAGGCCUGGGGCAAGCAGCUCUCCGAGCUCGCAAAGUGCGCUAACCAGCUGCUCAAGCUCCGCCUCUCCAUGUCUGAGGCUCACUCGGAGUUCUCCGCUGGUGCCACCGCUGUGGCCCAGUCGGAGGCCAACCCCGGCCUCGAGCGCGCCUUCAACCGCCUCGCCGACGUCGCCGACACCUCCAACACCAUCUACUCGGAGCAAGCCGAGGGCGCGCUGAGCCAGCUCGUCGUCGACCUCGAGGAGUACGAGCGCAUCGUCGCUGCGGUCAAGGCCGCUCUCGCCGCCCGCGCCCAGGUCUUUGGCGAGUGGGCCAAGGCCAAGAGCGACCUGGCCAAGAAGGAGGAUAACUUGGCUAAGGUCAAGGCCAACCCCAAGAAGGCCAACAAGGUUGCGUCCGCCAAGGACGACCUCGACGCUGCCAUCACUAACGAGGCGGAGUCCAAGGUUGCCUUUGAGGAGAUCACCGAAGUCGUCCGCGAGGAGCUUGCCCGGUUCGAGGGCGAAAAGAUUCUCGACUUUCGUGCAUCGCUCGUUGCCGUCGUCGAGUCGUUUAUUGCUGCAGAGUCGGACCUCAUCGACGCUUGGCAGGGCCUCAUGCCCGACGUCAAGGCCAUUUCGCACGAUUGAACACGAUUGUCCCUGGCCCCAUGUUCUACGUAGAGUGCCGUCGACGUAAAGUCGAACCGACACUU
Messenger RNA from Thecamonas trahens ATCC 50062, 1409 nucleotides. RefSeq names its product Snx2-prov protein. The transcript has a single exon. Lineage: Eukaryota; Apusomonadida; Apusomonadidae. The record is from RefSeq and is a predicted model, not a curated record. The coding region runs from base 70 to 1344 and encodes 424 amino acids. Gene Ontology annotation, molecular function: phosphatidylinositol binding. Gene Ontology annotation, cellular component: endosome.